AUGGUUUUAGUGUUUUCUGUGUUCUUUACACUUACUUUUUGCCUGAAAAUUUUAUAUUUAAUUAAGUUUUGGUGGUUGUUGAAGGGGAGAAAGAGAAAGUAUGUGAUCUUUAGGACACAUGUUUAUGGAUAUCCAAUAUGGAAGAUUGGUACUUGUGGCGAAUGCCGGAGAUUUGUUCUUUCCCGCCACGGAUUACCUUUUGAGAUGUCAAGAGAUAACCGUCCAUGUUGUCAUUCAGGUCAACACCAGGAAAAGUUAGUAUCCAAUGGCGCUGCAGUAAGUGAGGAAAAACAGGUGGAGGUAAAACUUUUGACCGGAGAAACCAAAAUUUGCAAGAGGACAUCAUAUAUGAUUGUGGAAAGAGCUUGAACCCUGAUGUGGAUUUUGGGACAUGUUGAAGAAGCUUUUAACGACAAAUAGAAAACUUAGACUUUAUCCAAAGAUGCAAGUCCAACAGGUGUGGUUGGGAGAGGAAAGUCAUGGUUAUUUUGUUGAAAAGAAAGAUAUGCAUAAGUUGUGGCAGGAGAAGGAGUAACUAUAUGUGAUGAUAUAUUGUCUUCAUUUUUAUGGGCAUUUCACCCCAACAAAAAAAAAAAUUCAAAAAAAUGUAACACCUCUAACCCAUGCGUAGCAUGGGUUCACCACCUAGUUAUUAUUAUAAUUGUUCAAGUAUUUCAUAUUAUCUAAUCGAGUAUAUAUUAUGAUGUGUCAGCAAGUCCACUCCAUCUAAGUAAGUAGUAGUAUUUUAAGCAGUUGUAUGUAU
Messenger RNA from Lactuca virosa, 763 nucleotides. NCBI's taxonomy places the organism in Eukaryota, Viridiplantae, Streptophyta, Magnoliopsida, Asterales, Asteraceae. The record is from the annotation of a GenBank genome assembly.